CCACCAUGUCUGCCUCCAUGCGCACUCGCCUGCUGGCCCUCUCCUGCCUCCUGGCGUGCGCCAUGGCCCAGUCGAUGCCAUGGGACUUCGCUGAUAUCGGGACGGGCGUGCCCAUGGCCGCAAAUUGCACCCCCAGCGGCAGUGGCAUGCCCGCGCAGUGGAUCGAGAUGACUGACUUGCUCAACUUCACCCAGUACGAGGCCGACGCCCUGUCCAGCGAUGUCCCUGACCCGCUGCCCUUCCCCUACAGCCUCACCGCCGCCGACACACGCGCGCCCGGCUGGCUGCAAACCUGCAUCGCCCGCUCCCCCACCGCCCCCGAGGACUGCCAGGGCGAGGAGUGCAACGUGUACAUCGAGGAGUGGGACAUCGAGUGGCUGGAGUUCGCCCUGCUCAACUGCUUUGGAAGCUACCCCACCCCCGACGCAGUCAACUUCUUCACCAACCCCACCCCACCCCCCGGCAAUGUCGCCUUGACGGUCACUCAGACCUGCAAGAACUACUAUUACGGCCCCAGCGACGAGUGGGAUUUCUUCUAUUCAGUGACCGACGAGUGGGGCAACAAGUGGGCGCUCCAGUGGGGCAACAAGUGGGCGCUCCAGACCGUGCACAGCAAUGACACCACAGAGGCCGAAUUCGAUGCCAACAUCGGCUCGGUGGUGUGGCCAGAGGGCUGGGUGGCGGAGAAGGUGCCGCUGACUGAGACGGUCGAGAUGGUGCCGUUUGCUGUGGGCAACGCCUGCUACGCGCUCAUCAUCAAGGACUCCAACUUCAACUCUUGGCACCUGUACACCUAUCCCGAGGGCGGCGUCACCUCCGGCGACACGCUGUUUGGCGCCAUUGGCAAGGGCUGCCAGUGCCUGGAUGCGCAGUACACUCUGGAGGGCAUGGGCGGCGCGCCCAGCUCGGCGCCCUCCCCUGCCCCCUGA
Messenger RNA from Chlorella variabilis, 929 nucleotides. Its product is annotated as expressed protein. NCBI's taxonomy places the organism in Eukaryota, Viridiplantae, Chlorophyta, Trebouxiophyceae, Chlorellales, Chlorellaceae. The coding region runs from base 6 to 929 and encodes 307 amino acids. The record is from RefSeq and is a predicted model, not a curated record. The transcript is spliced from 9 exons.